Molecule: messenger RNA, 1176 nt
Organism: Klebsormidium nitens
Lineage: Eukaryota; Viridiplantae; Streptophyta; Klebsormidiophyceae; Klebsormidiales; Klebsormidiaceae
Source: the annotation of a GenBank genome assembly
AUGAGCCGACCGACCGGAACGUUCCGUACGUCGCACGUGUUCGCCGAUGACCUCAAGCCGAACGUGCCGGACGGCGACCUGUCUCUGAUCACGGAGCCGGGGAAGCAGGUGAUCGUGCACAACGACCUGGCGGUAUACGGAAAUUCGAUGUUGGCCGGCAUGGUGAAUCCCGUCACGGGUGAGGCCGACAUCCUCGCGGCGCGGCUCAUCCAGCCGGACAAUCAGAGCGACCUCAUCUUGCGAGCAUCUCCCGUGGGGCGCAUCGUCCUCAACGGGGACGUGGAGAUAUCGGGCUCCAUAACGUACGUCGAUCCCGAUUCCAACCUGCUGUGGGACGACAACCUGAUCAUCGGGGAGCGAAAGACCGUGACCCUGGGCCGCUUCCCGGACGCCACGAACUUGGACAUGACGGGCAGCGGGUUGCUGAUCCGCGGGACGGACUACCCGCAGGACCCGCAGAGCCUGUCGCUCACUUGGAACGACGCUGAUUCGAACGUGCUGGAUCCGUAUUGGAGGCUCAACGGGGGCGACUUGCAGAUAAGCCGGGUCAUCGACGGCACUUCGUUCGCGUACAAGCUCGCGAUCGACGGCGAGGGGCAGCUCAUCGUGCAGAAGGUGCACGAGGACUCGUCCACGGAGGACGUGCUCGUCCUGGUUCCGUUGCAGGGGGCGUCGGACGGGGCGUACAGCGAUUUCGGGGGCAAGGCGGAGGAGGUGGACGCGGACGACCCGAAGCGGACGGCCGUGCGCGAGUUCUACGAGGAGACGGCCGGCACGGUCCUGGACCUGGACGCCUGCGCCGCCCGGCUGCAGGAGGAUGCGUGUCACGACGUCGUCGUCUCCAAGACGAUGGGCGGAAACGCGUACAGCAUGUACAUCGUGCACAUACCGUUCCUGAGUUCCUACCCGAGAGCCUUCGAGAAGACCAUGCGCUUCCUCCGGUACAUGAAGGCCAACCAGAAGUUCUUGGAGAAGACGGAGCUCGCUUGGUUCAGCCUCGAGUCCCUGAUGGCGGCGGUGCGGGGCUCAUCCUGCGGGUUCGUCCCCGCGGAGCCUUCUUCGAGGCCCCCGCUGCUGAGGAACGUGUUUGCUUGCAGCUUGCGGCUGGCCGAGGACAAGCUCUCGAACCUCGAGCGCAUACAGUGCUACCCCAAGUACGAUUCGUACGCUCUCUGA